UUUUGUUUUGUUACUUAUGUGUAAAACUCGGGGUGAUAUAAACUUUUCAUUUUUUUAUAAACUUAAAGCCUUUGAAUGUUGUGGCUAAAACUGUGUUAUAAAGUUUUUAUGUAAGAUCAUUUAACUAUAAAUUCUGGCACUAUUUCAAUCAGAUAUAAUAGUAGUAAACCUGAACAAAACUUUAUAAAAAAGAAAUUCAAUACGUUUACAAAACCAUUUUUAACAAUGUGUUAAACUCGGACUGACAUAAACCUUUCAAAAAUAUUUUAAAGCUAAAUAAGGCAAAAUAUCCCGCAAGCAUUCUUGAUUUUAACGCCAUGUUUAUGAAAUGCAAUACAAGUAUUUAAAAUAAUGAAUGGUUGAGGUAUGAGCCCCGUUAAGGACACAGGUAUAUGACCAGAUUGCAUAAUAGAUUUCUCCCAUUAUACCUCUCUGUAGACAAUAUAUUGGAAUACAUUAUCAUGCGAAUGUAAAUUAUUUAAGCAGUAUAAAUUUUGUCUGUGUAACAUGUACUUUCUCUUUCAAUAGUUCAUUCAACGACGUAAACGUAUUUAAUUAAACACAAGUCGGAACGCAGUAAAUAAAUUCACAGUUGUGCUAGCCAAGGCAGCUCAUGGAUGAAGUCCCGGGCAAGAAACUCCAGACAGACGCCUCUGCUCUGGAGACGAACCACUGCCAGCCCUGUUUCCAGGAUGGAGAAACCCUUCCAGCCGAAGCCUAUUGUACCUUCUGCAAGGAGUUUAUGUGCUCCAAUUACACACACGUACACAGGAAACAAAGAAUAACAAAGUCACAUACACUUCUUGACAAGAGCAGCAUGCCUCCUACUAUGCAAGAUUUUACAAUCAAAGAAGAGAGCACACAGCCUUGUGACAUCCACCCUGAAGAAUGUAUAAAAUACUUUUGUCCGACCCAUCAGACACUUAACUGCGGACAUUGUUCAGUCCUUGAUCAUCAAUCUUGUAAACAGCAGAUCAUUUCAGAAAUUGCUAAAGCCUUCAAAGAGGGUCAAGGUUAUGAAGCAAUAAAACAAAUCAUUGUUCAAUUACUGAGAGAUACUGAUGUAUGCGUGGACAAUAUUAAAGAAAACAUUAAGCUCGUAGAAGGCUUUGGGGAACAUGAGAUUGCUAAUAUAAGAAAUUAUCGAGAUCAGAUAAACAAAUACUUUGAUGAACGUGAAAACGCACUUCUGAAGAUCAUUGCACAGAUGCAAAGCAUGAACGAAACCCUACUGGACUCUCUGAAAUCAGAAUGUGACAACCUUAAGAUAGAGGUAAAUAAAAUCAAAGAAGAACUAGAAGCUCACGAGAAUAACAAUUACCAGCUGUUUAUUGAGGCCCACACAGCCAAGAACGUGCUGAAGAAACUGCAAUCAACUCUUGUCGAGAUAAACAUAAAACAUUCAAUUCACGAGUAUCAGUUUAGAAAGGACCCCAUCACUGAGGAAGUGCUUGGUUCCAAGACCGGCAUCGGUUCUAUUGAAGAAACGACUACUGCAAAUGCUCUAGGUUGGGACGGGCAUACAACUUCAGCAGAUAGCGACAUCCAGGCUACCGAAACGACCAAGACAUUCUCGGCCAAUACAGAAACAGAAUCACCCCUGAAUCCUAGUGGGACGCAAACAUCUGCAAAACAAAAACACGAAAAGCAGACAACAAUCAGAACUGGCCUGGCCAAACUGAAGUACACUCCAACCGCAGGCAUCCUUGUCAAGACAUCAUCUAACACCAGCGAAUGCUGGCUGACCAGCUUGCUCGAACUGCCUGGAGAUAGACUGCUACUGGCUGACUUCAAUAGCAUAACAGUGGAGCUGGUGGACCUCAACACCUGCAGCUUAGUGGACGAGUUCAGAGUGCCAACAGGGCUAUUGGGUAUGUGUCUCCUCCCUGGAGACAGGGUAGCUGUUAGUUCACAUAGGAGUAUUCUGCUCCUGGAGACAUGUGGACAACUCUCCCUUGGGAAUUCCAUCAGUGUGGAUGGUGAAUGUUGUAGUGUUGGUUACGAUAACAAUAAUUUAUUUGUUUCAUACAACGACGGGGUAGUGGAGAAGAUGGAUAUGGAAGGGAAAGUAAUAAAGAAAGUUACUAAAGGUUGGUUUUCUAACAGCCCGUUUAAGAAACCUUCCUAUCUGAAAGUUGUCAGUGAAGGUCCGACAAAGGCAAUUUAUGUUUCAGACUAUGAAACGAACACAAUCACCAGACUGGACAUGAAUCUAAACAUUCUCCAGACAUUCCAGGACCCUGCUCUGAGAGGACCAACAGGGAUCACUGAGGUGGGAAACCAGUUGCUUAUCUGUGGUGGGUUAAGUAAUAAUAUAAUGUGCCUGGACCUGCCAAGUGGCCUGAUGACUCAGCUAGCGGGAAAGAAAGAUGGGAUAGAGUCGCCAAACAAUGUCUGCUACAUUCAGCAGCAGAACAAGAUGUACGUUACUGUCGAUUCAUUUCCGAAUACAAACUAUGUCAAGGUGUAUGAGACAACAUGAACAUUUUAUUAUAUAUAUUAGCUUUGAAUAGGCAACUGAACAAGAUGUGACUUAUAUGUGAACGAAGGUUUGAAAGUGAAUACGACAAACUGAACGUUUUAUUAGAUAUGUUUUCUUUGAAUAAGCAGCUGUGUCAAGUUGAGUAUUUGAACUCAAAAUUCCAUCAAAUACAUACUUGUUUUCCUUCGUCUAAUUAUGUAUUCAUUGCCUAAUAUAAUGUUAUAAAAAGACAAGUUAAUAAAAAUGUAAAUAGGGUCAGACUUAGAAAACGUAUGCUCAUGAGACUUGUGACUAAAAUGCUUGUAGCAAUGAUAAACAUAUUAGAAUGUUUAAAUAAAACAUUAUUGCUAAGAAUUUUUUAAAAUAUGACUAAAAAUGCUUUCCUUUGCCGAAAAGCGUAAGUAAAGCAUUUGAAAAUCAUUGACUUUCGGCUUUGAUUAACCAUAACUUUCUCAAAUAAUUAUCUGCUGGU
This is a messenger RNA of Mya arenaria, 2954 nucleotides long. RefSeq lists its product as uncharacterized. The transcript has 4 exons. Gene Ontology annotation, molecular function: zinc ion binding; ubiquitin-protein transferase activity. Gene Ontology annotation, cellular component: nucleoplasm; chromatin. Bases 614 to 2482 code for a protein of 622 amino acids. Lineage: Eukaryota; Metazoa; Mollusca; Bivalvia; Myida; Myidae. The record is from RefSeq and is a predicted model, not a curated record. Gene Ontology annotation, biological process: positive regulation of DNA-templated transcription.